Molecule: messenger RNA, 1986 nt
Organism: Sus scrofa (pig)
Lineage: Eukaryota; Metazoa; Chordata; Mammalia; Artiodactyla; Suidae
Gene: KLRG2
Product: killer cell lectin like receptor G2
Source: RefSeq, a predicted model, not a curated record
UCUUCUUUCUGGGUAACCCUUGCGCCAGACUCUUGGGUUCCUCUGUUUUUUCUGCGCCAAGAGAAGGCGAGACUGGGGGCUUGGAGGGACUUGGCCAACACAACCCACGCCAGAGCCAAUCCCUGGCUGGGAAGUGGAAGUGGGUGUGGCGACGGAGAGGGGCGUGGCUUGACAGCUUCAGCGACCCGUCUGGACCAAUCCCGACCCGGGCGGCGAAGCUCACUCCCCUACCUGGGCCAGGUGCGCCAGGCUCGGCGUCUCUCCUUUGCUCUGCGCGUCGCAUGGAGGGCUCCGGGGAGGGGUCGGGGGGAGACCAAACCCGGACUCAGUUCCCAAUGGAGCCCUUGGAAAGCCAGGUCCCGAAGCUGGAGCCGAAGCAGGUUCUCGCGGAGGAAAGACAGCCUGAGAGUCCUGGGAGCAGCCCGAGUCUGGCUUCCGCCGUGAAGGAAGCGGCGGGCGCGAGCCAGGACCUGUCUAGCGGGAAGAAGCUGCCCUCGCCUCGCCCGGCGCCCCUGAAGUUGCUGCCACUCAGCCUGGGCUACGGCGCCUUCCGCCGCCAAGCGUCGUCCGGCUCGGAGCCGCCGUCGCCCGGCCCCGCUGCGACCGAACAGUCCCGGGACGGCGAGACACCGGGGGCCGAACUGGCGCCUAGGGCCACGCCGGGUGAGCCGGCUCCAGGCUCCUGGGCCCCCAUGGAACUGCAGGUGGACGUGCGCGUGAAGCCCGUGGGCGCGGCUGGCGGCAGCCGCGCGCCCUCGCCAGCGCCCUCCACGCGCUUCCUCACCGUCCCUGUGCCGGAGUCCCCCGCCUUCUCCCGCCACGCCUCCCCAGCGCAACUGCUCCUGCGGCAGACCCCGUCCCCGGGCAGCACGUGGGGCCGUGGCGUGCCGCUGGCCGUAGGCCGGGCGGAGCGCGGUCUUGACGGAGAAGGCUGGGCCAGCCACCCCGAAGGGCGUGCGGAGUCCCCAGGCUCCCCGACCUGCCGCUGCCGCUGCAAGGAGGAUGCCGUGCUGCUGCCUCGCGCCGAGGUGGACGGCGAUAAGAAGCUGUCCCGGGUCAUAAAGCUCAUAGGGCUGCCCAUGUACAUGAAGUCGCUGCGAUGGGCCCUGGCAGUCAUGGCCCUGCUCCUGGCAUUGUCCGCGGUGGCCAUUGUGGCCCUGGCUUCCAAAGCAGGAGCCAGAUGCCGGCCCUGCCCUCCAGGCUGGGUGUGGUCCGAUGACCACUGCUACUACUUCUCUGCCGAAUUGCAGGCCUGGGAGGCCAGCCGGGCCUUCUGCUCAGCCCACCAUGCCACUCUUCCCCUGCUGAACCAUACCCAGGGCUUCCUGAGCAGAUACCCAGUCACCAAGUACUCCUGGGUAGGGGCCCGGCGAGGGCCCCGGGGCUGGCACUGGAUCGAUGGGACCCCCCUGCUGCCCCAGCUGCUCCCGGAGGAAAACCAGGAUGAGCCGGAUCUUGACUGCGGGGGCCUGGAGGGAGGCAAGCUGGUGGCUUCAGGCUGUGACUCCCCCAGGCCCUGGGUCUGUGCCAAGGGGACCAAGUGACUUGGGUUCUGCCCCCGCUGAGCCGGUUGGGGGCACCAGCCCCCAGGGGAGACCAGAUCAAGAGCUGGAGCAGCCUGUUCCCCGGACCCAGGCCCCCAGGCCUCCCCGCUCUGCUCAGCGGCCCUGCCUCAGCCAACCAGGGAGCAGACUCCGGGCGCAGGAAAAUCACAUCUGCGGCGAAGGAGGCUGGCUGCGGCUGGGUACCCACCGGGUCUCCAGCUGCCCGGGCAGCGUUGUUCUGAGACCUUGGUUUUGGUUUUUGGGGGUUUUUUUGUUAGUUUUUAGCAUUCUGGGUCUCAGUCUCUCCCUCAUUGAAAAUGGCCAUUUUGAGGAGUUCCAUUGUGGCUCAGCAGUAAUGAAACCCAACUAGGAUCCAUGAAGAUACAGGUUUGAUCCCUGGCGUCGCUCAGUGGGUUAAGGAUCUGGCGUGGCCAUGAGCUGU